AUGUCAACAAUCAUGCAAACCACGUGCAAAUGCCCCCUGCACGGCAUCCGCAUCCUAGACUUCACCCGCAUCCUCGCCGGCCCCUUCUGCACCCAAAUUCUCGCCGACUACGGCGCCGACGUGAUCAAAAUCGAGCAACCGGCGAAAGGCGACGAGACGCGCGCGUGGAAAGGCAAGGGCGAAGCAGCGCACUGGAAACCCGACUCCGGACCCAUCUCCUUCUUCUUCGCGGCGAUAAAUCGGAAUAAGCGCAGUGUGACGUUGGAUUUGAAAGCGGAGGAGGGGCGGGAGGCGGUGCACAGAUUGGUGAAGGAGGGAGGGGUGGAUGUUGUGGUGGAGAAUUUCAUCCCGGGCGCGGCGGAUAGGUUGGGGAUUGGGUAUGAGGCGUUGGCGAAGUUGAAUCCGCGGUUGAUUUAUGCUUCGUUGUCAGGCUAUGGGCCUUCGGGACCGUAUGGGAGGCGCGCUGGGUACGAUGCGAUUGCGGCGGCGGAGGCGGGAUUUAUGCAGGUUACUGGACAUCCGGAUACACCUCCUAUUCGCGCCGGACUGGGGAUGACGGAUAUGUCGACGGGACUGUACGUGCACGGCGCGAUUAUGGGGGCGCUGUAUAGUCGGGAGAAGACGGGGCGGGGCCAGUAUAUCAGCGCGAGCCUAUUCGAGACGCAGAUCUCAAUGUUGAUUGGGGUCGGAGUCAAUUGGUUGAAUCGAGGGGUGGAGGGGCAGAAAUAUGGCGCGGCGCAUCCCAGUGCUGUGCCGUACAAUGCGUGGCAGUGCAAGGACGGGAUGUGGAUUGUGAUUGCGGCGAACAGCGAGCAUCAGUACCGCGUGCUGUGCGAGCGGAUGCAACGCCCUGAAUUGAUCGAGGAUGAGAGGUUCAAAACGAAUGCGGUGCGGGUGGAGAAUCGCAAAGCCAUGGACAAGGUUGUCGCGGACGUCAUUUCGAGCAAGACGUUGGAUGAGUGGUUGGAGGUGUUUGAUGGGUCGGGGUUGGCGCAUGGGCCGGUGAAUACGAUUCAGCGGGCUUUUGAGCAUCCGCAGAUUCAGGCGCGAGAAAUGGUGAAGCCGCAGGAGUGGGAUGCGCAAACGGGAGGGGAUUGGAAGGCCAUUGGGCCGGCGGUUAAAUUCAGUGAGACAAAGGCGUCCAUUCGACGGCAGCCGCCGAGGUUGGGAGAGCAUACGGAGGAGGUGUUGAAGGAGGUGGGCUAUGGAGUGGAGGACAUUGCCAUUUUGAGGAGUAAGGCUGUGUCGUAG
Messenger RNA from Neohortaea acidophila, 1251 nucleotides. Its product is annotated as CoA-transferase. Lineage: Eukaryota; Fungi; Ascomycota; Dothideomycetes; Mycosphaerellales; Teratosphaeriaceae. Gene Ontology annotation, molecular function: catalytic activity. The coding region runs from base 1 to 1251 and encodes 416 amino acids. The record is from RefSeq and is a predicted model, not a curated record. The transcript has 2 exons.